GUAUUCACAACCACACUUGUGAUUCCUUAUCUGCUCGCCAUGAUACCCCCGCCUGUCCUCGCAUUUAUGAUUCCAUGCCAUCCGGGCGACAAAGAGAUGUGAACUGAAGUCAGUUGCUCUUCCUGCCUCCUGAAUCUGGUCUCAUUUAGCAACUUUACAGUUGUUUUCUGUCUCUAGGCAUCCUUCCCCGAACCGAUCCCUUUUGUCUAUCUCCCUCUUCUUCUUGUCCCAGCUACCCAAUCCACCUAACAUCCCUCCCACCAUCCUUUCAACUCCCUGUUAUCAUCACUUUCUUCUCCCUUUCUCCAAUCAUGACCAUGCAGAAAUCUCGGCCUGACUCCCGGGAUGAUCUCCCUGAAGACUUCUUUAUCCCAGUGCCCUUGGACGUUGCCAAUAUCACAACCCUCAGCCCUUUCCUGGUACCUCAGACGCACCUGGGUAGCCCAAGCCUCUUUAUGGGCAUGGCUGCCUUCAUGUUCAUUUUGAUUGUACUAGGGGUGCCCAUCAACUUUCUCACCAUCUUCUGCACCUUCAAAUACAAGAAGCUCCGUUCUCACCUGAACUACAUCUUGGUCAACCUUUCUGUGUCAAAUUUGUUGGUGGUCUGUGUUGGAUCUACCACUGCCUUCUACAGCUUCUCAAAUAUGUACUUCGCCCUGGGUCCCACUGCCUGCAAGAUAGAGGGAUUUGCUGCCACGCUGGGGGGUAUGGUAAGCCUAUGGUCUUUGGCAGUCAUAGCCUUCGAAAGAUACUUAGUCAUCUGCAAACCCUUGGGAAACUUCACCUUCAGAGGUACUCAUGCCAUCAUCGGCUGUGUUAUGACCUGGGUCUUUGGCUUAGUGGCUUCAGUACCACCCUUCUUUGGCUGGAGCAGAUAUAUUCCUGAGGGUCUCCAGUGCUCAUGUGGCCCUGACUGGUACACAACAGACAACAAGUGGAACAACGAGUCAUAUGUGAUCUUCCUUUUCUCCUUCUGCUUUGGAGUGCCACUGUCUGUUAUUGUCUUCUCAUAUGGCCGUCUUCUUCUCACCCUGAGAGCUGUUGCAAAGCAGCAGGAGCAGUCAGCCACAACACAAAAGGCCGAGAGAGAAGUGACCAAGAUGGUAGUAGUGAUGGUAAUGGGCUUCCUGGUUUGCUGGCUACCGUACGCCUCCUUUGCGCUGUGGGUAGUAACACACCGUGGGGAGACUUUUGAUGUUCGCCUAGCUUCCAUUCCUUCGGUCUUCUCCAAAGCUUCCUCAGUUUACAACCCGGUCAUCUACGUCCUCAUGAACAAACAGUUCCGCUCCUGCAUGCUGAAGCUCAUCUUCUGUGGCAAAAGUCCCUUUGGCGAUGAGGACGAUGUUUCAGGUUCUUCACAAGCCACCCAGGUCUCCUCGGUGUCCUCCAGCCAGGUUUCCCCAGCAUAACCAGGAGCUCUACCUCUGGGAACUCUACUUCUGCAUACAGCACCACCCCUUGCCCUGCACAGCAGGAAGCUCCUGGUGUGUGUGUUAUUCCUGCAGGUAGCCUGUUUCAGAUCUGUUUUUCCUAGCAGGCAUUUGGCUACUGCACAGACCACUCCCACUACAUAGCCCACUAUGCAUUGCUCCACAAGCCUUUGUGCUUAACAUUCUACUAUGAACAGUUGUAUUCGUGGACUACAUCUUCAGGCCCCACUAAGGUGAGUGAAAUAAUCACCCACACACUGGAAACACAAUAGUUGGAAAUUCAAGAAGCAUAUUUCUUGGGUGCAGCCAUGUCCCUUGACACAUGGAAGUGGGAUCUGGCUGGUCCAGCCUUCCUUGUUUGUAUCACUGCAGGCAUUUCUGUAAAAGAAAGAACAGUUGGUUUAUAUGAAUUGGAGCUGGGUGCGAUAUGAGCUGCUAGUUUGACAAACCUAAUUUCACUGUGAGGAAUAUAUUUAUCUACUCCCACUCCCACAGAAAAUGAUCCCUCUUCAACAGCAUCAGAAGCGAUACAUCAACAAAUGGGCUUCUCCUUCUAAGGCUGCGGCUUAAGGAAAGAAGUAUUUCUUCAACCUCACAACCUAGUUCUGUCUGUAUUUCAUUCCCUCCAGCAGGGGGCAGCAGGAACACACACCAAUGUCUGCAAAGAACUUAAGUCCUUCACAAGUAGAAUGAACCGGAGCCCAGGCACAUACCCACCCAGGUGAACUGUAUGUUCAAGUUGUCCCUAAAUCUUGAUUUUGGAUUCUUUCAAAUGGCAAUUGCAAGGCAUGGAUCUCUAGAAUUGGCUUGAACCAAUACAGAAAAAAUGCAUCCAUACAUCCUGCAUUUCAUGUAUUAUUUGCACACAUUUCAGUGGGCACCUCAGAAUCAUCAUGCUGGAAGGUACCCAACAGCCGUCCCUUGGGCGUUCUCCCUCCAGCCUUCCAUUAAAAGUAUGUGCAUGGGAUAGGAAGGAAGAUCCAAAAUGUCAUUUGACAGUGUGUUCUCCUCCUUUCACGUGAUCUCAAGCAUUGAUUUUCAGGUUCUUGUGUGUGGGUGUGUCAGAAAAGGGGGGGGGGGCUACCACAAAAGUAAGAAGAAACAAUACUUUGCAUUUACAAAUCAUGUUUAACAGGUUCAAAGCACUUCACUUGCAUUGUUUCAAUAAUUUGGGAAACAAAAUGAUGUUAUCUGUGUAUCCAAGGGGGAACUGAUCUAGAAAAAUAAGGUUUUACCAAAGGAUAUUGGGUGAAUUGAUGGCAGAGACAAGACUUGAAUUGGGGAUGUUUUAGUUUACCAGCAGGUAACAGUUAUAGAAAACUAAUUACUUGAUGACGGCUUCGGUCAUUUGAACUUCUCAGGAAGGUUGUCUUGCGGUUUUCCCUUUCCAACUUACUCCCACCUGCCAGUGUCAUGGAAAAAUAAGAAAUGGGAAAAGGUCAGUGUAAGGGAAGAAAGUGCACUCACUGUGGAAUAAGCUAGGAUGCAAUCUCAAGAGCUUGAGGGGUGAAAUUAUCUCCAUAUAUCCUCUCAAAAGCUAUUGCAAAGAGAGUUGCCAGUAAACGUGCAUGGCUCCAGGUCCUUCUACUUCCCACAUUAUUUGUAUACUCCUCAUCUCCCCCUUGUGCCAGAUAAGCUGGGCUGAUAAUAGGCCACUAACCUCAUUUCUGCUGUGCAGCCCCUUUCAACAUCCCUCAGUGGGUUUUGCAGGGCAGUGGUUGUUGUAUUUUGUAAAUAUAGAGUAGUCCUUUUGACCUCACCCUAUUUCUGUAAUUCCCAUCAUGUUAAUAAACUACCUGCUCCUAUGCCGUCCCCCGAUUACACGAAUAAAUGAGAUGGAGAUGCAAGUCUUGAA
Molecule: messenger RNA, 3285 nt
Organism: Anolis sagrei ordinatus
Lineage: Eukaryota; Metazoa; Chordata; Lepidosauria; Squamata; Anolidae
Product: blue-sensitive opsin
Biological process (GO): G protein-coupled receptor signaling pathway; phototransduction; visual perception
Cellular component (GO): photoreceptor outer segment; plasma membrane
Molecular function (GO): G protein-coupled photoreceptor activity
Source: RefSeq, a predicted model, not a curated record